This is a messenger RNA of Nicotiana attenuata, 1780 nucleotides long. RefSeq lists its product as uncharacterized. Lineage: Eukaryota; Viridiplantae; Streptophyta; Magnoliopsida; Solanales; Solanaceae. Gene Ontology annotation, molecular function: UDP-xylose transmembrane transporter activity; antiporter activity. Bases 441 to 1589 code for a protein of 382 amino acids. The record is from RefSeq and is a predicted model, not a curated record. The transcript has 7 exons. Gene Ontology annotation, cellular component: Golgi apparatus.
GAUUUUCUCCUAAACAAUUCUCUAACAGUGUGAAAACUGCAGUACCCGACGCAAUAUCGAUUGUACAUCCCCUUAGUACGAUGGUACUUCCACGCUUUACUAGUUGCACCUAACUCCCUUCUUAACGAAUAUUCUAUUAACUGGUUUUACCUCAAUCACUCCGCUUAACGUGCCUUCCCCGACAAAACCCUCUUUCUCUGGGUACAUAAAUAUAAGGUUUUUUUUCUAUUAUAUAUUUUACAUUCCCACUUUACUUUGAAAAUCUUGAAAAAGAAUAAAAAGAAAAAACUGUUAUUUUGAGCUCACUCUUCAGUGAAGCAGAGAUUUUGGGUGUAUGCUGAUUCAGUGCAUGAGUUGAAAAUUAGGUGUAGAAGGCAGAUAGAGAAAAAGAGUGUGUCUGUGUGUGUGUGUGUGUGUGAGAGAGAGAGAGAGAGAGAGAGAUGCUGGGGUUUUUGAUGAGCAAAAAUGUGAGGAAAAUACUGAAGAGGAAGGACAGUGAUGCUGGGGAAAAAGGAAGAGCAUUGGAGGAGGUACGGGCCUCUUUGUUUAGCAAGUUACGAUCAUUUGGAGGUGGAAAGCGUCAACAAGCUACCUUAUGGGGGCCUACUGUUGCUCUGACAUUCAACUUUUUUGUUUCUGUUAGUAUUAUAUUAAUGAACAAAGUGGUUCUUGUUACAGUUGGAUUUAAUUAUCCAAUUUUCCUCUCUUUCCUACAUUAUGUCUGUAGCUGGUUGAUAAUGGCUAUUCUUAAUGCUCUAUCCAUACUUUCCUUGUCGACCCCAUCAAAAUCAACAAAAUAUUCAUCAUUGUUGUCCCUUGGUAUAGUUAUGUCACUUUCUACUGGGCUUGCAAAUGUCAGCUUGAAGUAUAAUAGUGUAGGAUUUUACCAGAUGGCGAAAAUUGCAGUAACACCGGCUAUCGUUUUAGCUGAAUUUGUUCUCUUUCAGAAGAAAAUUUCUUUCCUGAAGGUGCUUGCACUUACUGUUGUAUCUGUAGGUGUUGCUGUUGCUACGGUGACAGAUUUGCAGUUUCACUUCUUUGGUGCUUGCAUUGCAGUAGCAUGGAUAGUGCCAAGUGCAGUUAAUAAAAUACUAUGGUCCAAUCUCCAGCAGCAGGAGAAUUGGACUGCCCUUGCGCUAAUGUGGAAGACCACACCAAUUACAUUGUUCUUUCUGGUGAUGUUGAUGCCAUCACUUGAUCCUCCCGGCGUCCUUUCAUUUAAUUGGAACUUUUACAACUCCACAAUCAUUGGUGCCUCGGCUGUUCUUGGCUUCUUGCUUCAGUGGUCAGGUGCUCUAGCACUUGGGGCAACAUCUGCAACGACCCAUGUUGUACUUGGACAGUUCAAAACAUGUGUCAUUCUGCUUGGGGGUUUUCUUCUCUUUGGUUCAAAUCCCGGUCCAACUAGCAUAUUGGGGGCAAUUACGGCUCUUGUUGGAAUGUCUUUCUACACUUACCUUAACUUGCAUUCACAGCAGCAGUCAUCCAAAACAUCCUCCAGACAAUCUCCGUUCUCUCUAUCCAAAUCAAAGCUUGGCAAAGAAAGUGCAGACGGUCGGGAUGGAAGUCGUGCUGAUGAAUCUGUGUAGUUAACUGUGCAUCAACAGAGUAAGUUUUGUAACUUGAGAACAAUAUCACUAACCACGGCACUGUUCAAUUGUAGCAUUAUUCGUCUGAAAAUUUUUCCUGGUAACAAAUGAUAGCUAACAGGAGCAUGCUAUGUAACACCCGUGUUAAACCUUAUGAAAAGUUGUAUAUUGAAAUAGCUUGUUCUGCAGAA